Molecule: messenger RNA, 471 nt
Organism: Cylindrotheca closterium
Lineage: Eukaryota; Bacillariophyta; Bacillariophyceae; Bacillariales; Bacillariaceae
Source: the annotation of a GenBank genome assembly
AUGCCUGGAUUCCAGGUGUUCACUCCGUCGAGUACUCGGGGAAUCCAGAGGAUGGAAAAAAAUGUUCACCUUAACUAUGACCUCUGGUGUGGAGAGGAGCUUCCCUUCUUGCACGAUAUGGUCUUCAAACAAGGACAAGCUGCAUAUGUUGCGCUCCAUGGAGACUUCAAUGCAACUGGGGUUGCAUCCCUCCUUAUGUAUGGUGAUUCGUUUGCUGCGAUUUCAACGUCUGAAGGAGGAGCACAGAAUUGUACCAUCUUUGGAAGCACAGAAUACGACUGUUCCGUUGGUAUUGAAGGACUUCUUCCCCCAAUUUCUGCCCAUCCAUCAUCGUCCAUACCAUCGAACAAAAGAAUCGAUCCAUCAAACACUGCAAAUCAAACCGAUGGAAGUGAUGCCGCUGGAUUUGCUGUUGGUCUUCUUUCACCCGCCUUCAUGUCCGUCCUCAUCGGGUUUCUGUCUUUUUCCUAA